This is a messenger RNA of Tupaia belangeri chinensis (Chinese tree shrew), 3680 nucleotides long. It is a transcript of the gene CCDC150, whose product is annotated as coiled-coil domain containing 150. The record is from RefSeq and is a predicted model, not a curated record. The coding region runs from base 180 to 3485 and encodes 1101 amino acids. The transcript has 28 exons. NCBI's taxonomy places the organism in Eukaryota, Metazoa, Chordata, Mammalia, Scandentia, Tupaiidae.
UGGGUCCCGCCCCGGGCGGAGGGCCCUCCAGGGCCAGGAAGACUGCAGUUCCCGGCAUGCCCUGCCCCGGGUGCGCCUGCGUGCGGGAGCUACCGCGCUGGGGAGCGGGUUGGUUUAAAGUGCGGUGUUAGCUCCAUGGAAACCGGCCAUUCUGCAGCCGGACAGAGCCUCAGGUGCAUAUGGAAACUACAAUGUCCAGACCAGUCCUUUCUCCAACUCACAUCAAUGCUACACCUUCUGAAACAUUCACAGUACUUCAGCAAAGGAUGAGAAUAGUCGAGGAACAGACCAGUUCUCUGAGAGAUGACCUAAUAAUGUUGGACUUUGGUGAAAAAAGAGGUCAGUUGGAAGCUCCAAACUCUUUAGAAGACCCUGCCAACCAAAGAGCCAUUAGUCCUAUUCAGAAUGAAAUAAUUUGUUCAGGAAAAACAGAUAUUUUAUGGAAGAACUGUGAAUUUCUGGUAAAUCGAAUGUGCCGUCUAGAAAGCCUCAUUCAGUCCUUGAAGAUGAACAUCUUUCGUCUGCAAACUGAAAAGGAUUUGAAUCCACAGAAAACAGCUUUUCUGAAGGAUCGACUGAAUGCAAUACAGGAGGAACAUUCCAAGGACCUGAAGCUGUUGAAUCUUGAAGUGAUGACUUUGCGCCAACAACUGAGAGAUGUAAAAGAAGAAGAAGACAGGGCACAAGAUGAAGUGCAAAGGUUGACUGCCACUCUGGAGAUUGCCUCAGAGACAAAGAAGAAUGUAGCUGUUAUUGAAGAGGAACUAAAGACCACAAAACGUAAAAUGAACCUUAAAGUUCAGGAGCUAAGGAGACAACUGGCUCAGGAGAAGCACCUCAGGGAAUCUCUUGAGAAAUCCGGAUCAGCCAUGCUAUUCAAAAUACAAGAAAUGGGAUCGACAGUGGAGGUGGAGCGGAAACAGGUGCACAUUUUGCAACAAAACUGCAUUGCCCUACGCAAGUCUAUACAGUCCACCCAGGAACUACUGGCACAGGAGCAACACAAAAAAGGAGAGUUGGAGACUGCUACCUCACAGCUCAAGUCUGAUCUAGUUUCUAGAGAUGACCUCAUUGCCAAGUUGAUUGAAGAAAAUAAGAAUGUACAGAUGUCUUUUAACAAGGAACAUGAAGAAAAUGCAUAUUUGAGAUCUGAAAUAAUAUCCCUCCAUGAAGCAUCAGAAAAAGCGCAGGUUUUGAAUGAACAACUGACUAGAAAAUGUUCAGAGCUAAGCACCAUGCUUCAGACUGCUAGUGUGGAAAAUGCCAGAAUCAUUGCUGACCACCAAGCCAUUCUGCAGGUGGAGCAGAAAAUGAUGACACAGACAUUUCAGGAACAAAACCUACUGCUGGACGCAGCCCAUGCCAGCAUCACAAGCGAACUAAAGACAGUUCAGAAUGAGAAAAACCAACUCCAAAUAUAUCUGGAUAAUUUAAUCCUCGAGCAUAACCAGUGUACCCAGAAAGCACAGGAUGCUGAGAAGAGGGCAACAGUGCAAAAAGAGCUUCUAGAAUCAACUAUUGCAAGAUUGCGAGGUGAACUGGAAACAUCAAUGCAAGAGAAGAAAUCUCUGCUAGAGGAGAAAGAAAGAUUUCAGAGAGAGGUUAAUAAAACUGAAAAAGAAAUAGCACAAGAAAAAUGCAAUUUGGAAAAGGAAUUAGCUAAAAACAAGGUAGAUAUAAAUGCAUUAACCCACAACCUGCAGACUCUAAAAGAAGAGAAUAAGCACCUGGCAAAUCACAUGGCUUCUCUAGAACUUCAGCAAGUCACUUCUGAUUACCACGGGAUUGCCCAACAGAAGGUGGAAAAGGUCUUGGGAAAAAUUACUGAGAGUAAAAAUAAACUGGCCUAUGAAAAGGGAAAACUCCAGACAAAAGUUAAGCAGCUAGAGGAACAACUGCAUUCUUUUACUGAAACCCGUUUACAGAAUGACCAUCUACGCAAGCUGAACAAGGCUUUAGAGGCCAAAUAUGCUCAGGCAAACUCAGAACUCAGUGUCAACAAAGUACACCUGCAACAGACAGAAGCUCACCUGAAAGAGAUGAAAUCCAUUCUUGAAAAAAAUGAGGAGGAGCUGUCUCGUACAGUGAAGUGUCGUGAUUCCGCCCUGAAAGAGAGUCAGAAGUUGAAAAAGGAUCUCGAAGCUUUGGAGGACAGGGAAAGCAAGAAGGUGGGAAACUUUCAGCGACAGUUGGCAGAGGCUAAAGAAGAUAACUGCAAGGUUACGAUCAUGCUGGAGAACGUGCUCGCCUCUCACAGUAAAAUGCAGGGCGCUCUUGAAAAAGUACAAAUAGAGCUUGGGCGGAGGGAUUCCGAGAUUGCAGGCCUCAAGAAAGAAAGGUCUCUAAAUCAACAGAGGGUUCAGAAGCUAGAAGCUGAAGUGGACCAGUGGCAGGCUAAAAUGCUUGUUGUGGAUGCUCAGCAUAGCAGUGAGAUGGAGCCUCUACAAAAAGCUAUUGAUAUAGCUAGAGAAGACAACAGGAAACUGGCUAUGAGUCUGGAACAAGCUCUCCAGACAAAUAAUAAUCUGCAAGCAAAGCUGGACCACAUCCAAGAGAAAUUAGAAAACAAAGAACUUGAGCGACAGACUUUGGAAACCUUCAAAGAACGGAUGACUGAGGAAUCCAAAGUGGAAGCAGAAUUGCAUGCUGAGCGCAUCGAAGCUCUAAGGAAGCAGUUUCAAACUGAGAGAGAAGCUGCAAAGAAAGCAGCACAACGGGAGAUGGCUGAGCUGAAGAAAGCCCUUGAUGAAGCCAACUUCAGAUCAGUGGAAGUGUCCCGGACCAACCGAGAGCUGCGGCAGAAACUUACAGAGCUAGAAAAAACACUGAACAGUAACAAGGAGAAAAUAAAGAAUCAAAAAGCCCAAAUUAAGCACCACUUGUCGGCUAAGGCGAAUAACGCUCAGAACGUAGAGCGGAUGAAGCAAAUUGAAGCAGAAUUGAGACAAAUGGAAAUAAUCAAGGAUCAGUAUCAGAAAAAAAACUACGAACAGUCAUUGAGUAUCCAGAGAUUUGUAUCUGAAAUGAAUAACCUGCAGAAGGAGAUGCAGCUGUUAGCCAGGAGCCAAUACGAUACCUCGGCCCGGAAUAAACAGCAAGAGCUGCGCCUGGAGACAGAGCGGAAGAUAAGGCAGGAGCUAGAGGGCCGGUGCCAGAAACUGGAAGAAACAAUUAGACACCUGAAGAAAUGUAAAGAGGCAACAGAGCAUAAACUGAAAGAAGCGAGUGUGGAAUCAGAACAGAUAACAGCUAACCUGGAAGAAGCUCACCGCUGGUUCAAGUGCAGGUUCGAUGGCCUACAGCUUGAACUGACAAAAAACCGGUUGCAGAGGCUUCCUCGGGAAGACAGAUGGCAGGAGGAGCAGGACCAGGAGGUAAGGCCCAAUGCCAUUUCCAGCCAGUCUGCUCUUCAUCGAUGGGAGACUAAGCAGAAUAAUCUCAGGCUCACACCCAAGAAGUUCCCUUCUGAGGUUGAGAGGAAGUGAUACCCCUGACAAGGGAGCUUCUUCACUUACUGUAUUCUCCCAUGAUUCCACGAGCCCGGCAACUAGGACCGGCCUGUUUCUACAGUCGUACGAGCAUGAAGUCUUUGAUGUGAGCUGAAGAUUUUGGACCUGAGUUUACCUUUCCAUGAACUCUUUUAUAUCAGUACAGAACCACCCCAUGUUUUUUUGUCCUUU